Molecule: messenger RNA, 1953 nt
Organism: Clonostachys rhizophaga
Lineage: Eukaryota; Fungi; Ascomycota; Sordariomycetes; Hypocreales; Bionectriaceae
Source: the annotation of a GenBank genome assembly
AUGUCCUCCACGUCUCCUACUCCCGGGGCCUUCUCCCUCUUCCCCAGCCCAAGCAGCUCCACCCCGCCAAUAACAGUCGGGCAGGCCUCGCGCCCUCGACGAUCGGAAUCCCGUGAACGCAGAGCCCGGACGCCGCAGAGCGCCCGGACCCGUACCCCUCAACCUGGAGAGCUGUCGCUGGCGACCUCACCACCACGAAGCAACGGCCGCAAGACACCUCAGCUGCAGGCACAGUCGCCGUCGUCGCAACAGCAGCCACAGCAGUCGCCGCCGAGGCAACGGCAACGACAGGGGUCGGUAUCGAGAGAGCAGCAGAUGCAGUCGCCCGCGAGGGAACACCAGCAACAGCCCAGGGAGCAGCAGACACAGUCCCCUGCGAGGGAACAGCGAGAACUACCACCACUGCCCAGGGAACAGACACCGGUAGCCGCCGAGCAGCCUCAGGCGCAACAUCCUCUUCAGCAACACCCUUCAAGGCUAGUGCGUAACCCGGACCGGAGCUCUAUCGCGAAGCCGCCUCUCGAGGAGGAAGCAGGAUCGUCGGGCCAGGUACGGUCCAUCUUCCCGACUUACAACCCCAACAUACCCCUCAACCAACAGAAUUAUGCGCCCACGCAACUCGGCCCUGCAGGGAUACCCAGGGCCAUCAUCAGUAGGCAGUCAUUCUUCCCCAAUGACGACUCAGAGGGCAUCAACCAGGAGGAGCCACCGCUUCCUGUUACCACCCGCAGCCCCUUGCGAGGAGGUUCCGAGGACGAUCCCAGGUGGGGGCAUGCCGUGCCACUGCCAAGGGAUCCUCCCGUAGAACCCCAGACCUGCACGACGAGCCAGCUCAAGUCCUUCUGGAGAGUUGCCAACGGGUGGAGGGCUACCCCCCUGGAGGGGCGGGUAUAUUGCAUGAAGCUGGAGCAGGAGAAGGAUGCACCUGUAUAUACGCUCUCUUCGUCCACCCAGCCAUUCUACAAUAUCCGGAUCGACCCGACUUCCGCCUCGGCGUAUGUGACGGUCAAGCGCCAUGAUCCGAACAAGCCGUACAAGGACCCAACAGGAGACUCGAGCCCGAUCUCAGGGAGCAGCUUACUGUCUGCCGUGAGCGGCGGAAGCAAUAGCAGCCCGAGGAGCUCCAAGAUCACUGAUGGGAAGCACUGGUCCGAGGCUCUGACGACGACCCUCGAGGAGGAAUCCCGCCGGCAUCGUCCCAAUGACGGGCUUGUCGCGCUCCUCAUGCCCCGGGCAGCUGCCAAGAUGGCGCUGGAGAAGGCCAAUGAUCCCCAGGCUGUGUAUAUGGCUGAGCGAGAAUGCGCGCGUCUAGUCUGGGAUGACGACAGCGCGAGCCACUUCCUCGUGCACCCUGCCCUGGCGACCCCAUUCUGCGUAACUAUUGACCGGUCACCGGCGUGGUCACGCGUCGAGUACACACUCGAGCACCACGAGUCCCCCCAGCACCUGGCCAAGCUGACGCGGGACGGCACCGGCGCGGGCUGGCUCGAGUUCGACACGGGGCUCGCCUCCAAGAUCGAGUCGUGCUACAUUGCCGACGUGGCCAUCACGGCGCUCAUCCUCGUCGCGUCCGCGGACGAGAAGAACCAGCCCGUGGCCGAGACCUUCGAGCCUCCCCCCGUCCUGCCCCCUCCCCAGACCCUGUUCCUCAAGAGCAACAGCAGCAGGGAGAAGGUCUUCGGCAAGGCGUUCGGCGGCAAGAAGAACAAGGGGCCCGUCGAGGUCUUCGAGCUGGAUCUGGAGAGCCAGAGCAGCAGCCUCGGGAAGGACAAGAAGAAGAAGAAGGACACCAAGGUGAAGGAGGGGCUGGACAAGCUGCCAUUUGUGUUGCGGGUCCCGGCGAAACUGGCUCGGUGGGCGUUCAAGGCUUUGAUAUGGAUAUUCACACAGAUUUUCGGUUGUUUAAAGGCGAUGUUUUGCUGCUGUUAUGGCGUGGUUGGGUCCAAGUACUAG